AUGUGGAUGUGGAGAAGCAGAAGCAGCGAAACAAGAGGAGGAAACACAAGAAGUGCGAAGAGGAGGAGGGUUAUAUGUGUUGAUUAUAAUAAUGCAGAUCACAUUGACAGUAGUUUAAUUAUCGACGACGAUUUCGUGGUUUUUCAGAUACUGAGCAGACUGCCAGUGAAGUCACUUAUGCGGUUCAAGUGCGUGUGUAAAAGUUGGAAAUCGAUUAUCGAACACGAUGCACACUUCAUCAAUUUACACCAUAGCCUUUCUGAAGCACGCCCAGGUUUCUUAAUUGUGGUUCCGAGUACCGCAGGAUAUAGUCAGGAUCACACCAGGGGUUAUGAGUCUUUCUUGUCAGGUAAUUUGCACUUUGAUAGCAGAGGAGUCAAAAUUCACACCGUCAGGAAAAUUCAGUCAAUUUCAAAUCUUACAACUUUGGGACCUAUUAGAGGAUUCAUCUGUUUGCCUGACAUCUUUGCUGUUCAGAUAUACAAUGUCAGCACCGGAGAAGUAACACCAUGGAUCAAGUCGUCGGUGUUUACAAAUGUAGAGAAAGAGAAUGUCAUCUUGAAAGUUUAUGAGCAGCCGGAAUGUUAUUUUGGGUUCGAUCCCAGUACUGGAAAACAUAAAGUUAUCUUUCUGUGGUAUGCAGGUAGAUUCAAAAAACGGCAAGUUUGCGAGGUCUUGACUGUAGGGGACAAUAUGUGGAGAAUAAUUGAUGAUGCACCUCCAUGUAAACCAAAUGGAAAUAUCAGUGCUUGUGAAAAUGGUUCCAUAUAUUGGUUUAUGUACAGUGGCAUUGCACCUUGGAUACGUAGCAAUGAUUAUGUAGAGGCGGUUGAGUAA
Papaver somniferum (opium poppy) is the source of this 837-nucleotide messenger RNA. Its product is annotated as F-box protein At1g11270-like. Gene Ontology annotation, molecular function: protein binding. Bases 1 to 837 code for a protein of 278 amino acids. The transcript has a single exon. The record is from RefSeq and is a predicted model, not a curated record. NCBI's taxonomy places the organism in Eukaryota, Viridiplantae, Streptophyta, Magnoliopsida, Ranunculales, Papaveraceae.